AGGCGGUGCGUGCUCCGCUGUAGGGGCUGCCUCAGUUUCGGCCUUUGGGCCGCGCCCGCUGCUUCCGGUGACUGAAAAGAAGCGGUUGCGCCUUUUCGUUGUCAAGGCGACGUCGUUCUUCAGGCAUAAACACAGGAAACUGCCUUACCCUGAACCAGACCAUUGUUCUAUCAAGGACUUGAUAUUGUUGCAACGAUGGUGAAUGUCUUGAAAGGAAUCCUUAUAGAAUGUGACCCAGCCAUGAAGCAGUUCCUGCUAUACUUGGAUGAAUCCAAUGCCCUGGGGAAGAAGUUUAUCAUACAAGACUUGGAUGAAACACAUGUCUUUGUAUUAGCUGAGAUGGUUAACUGCCUCCAGGAGAGAGUGGGAGAGUUAAUGGACCAAAACUCUUUUCCCAUUACACAGAAAUAGACAGUGGAACUUGGAUUGCUUUUGUCAAAUGGCUGUCAGUAGGUGUGGAACUGAAACUCUGUAUUUCUCUCUUACUGAUUUGGAGGGGUUAGGGUAGACAUGAUCACUGUAAUAAAUGAAGUGAUUAUUUAAAGUCAGUGUUCAUGAAUUCACCUUGAUUGUUUUCAGUGUGGGAGAUACAGAUCAUGAUCCUAAAAAGUGUUUUGAUGGCAGCAAAUAAAAGGGUAUCAUCACAAGUGA
Messenger RNA from Eublepharis macularius, 651 nucleotides. It is a transcript of the gene GTF2H5, whose product is annotated as general transcription factor IIH subunit 5. Lineage: Eukaryota; Metazoa; Chordata; Lepidosauria; Squamata; Eublepharidae. Gene Ontology annotation, biological process: transcription by RNA polymerase II; nucleotide-excision repair, preincision complex assembly; nucleotide-excision repair. The coding region runs from base 196 to 411 and encodes 71 amino acids. Gene Ontology annotation, cellular component: transcription factor TFIIH core complex; transcription factor TFIIH holo complex. The transcript is spliced from 4 exons. The record is from RefSeq and is a predicted model, not a curated record.